This is a messenger RNA of Cylicostephanus goldi, 717 nucleotides long. Lineage: Eukaryota; Metazoa; Nematoda; Chromadorea; Rhabditida; Strongylidae. The record is from the annotation of a GenBank genome assembly.
AUGCCUCAAACUAACUUUCUUGUUUCCAGGUGGUUGGACAAGCUUGCUAUCAAGUGCACAGAACUUGUGGAUUCUAGACGUCCGAAUGUCGAGCGCUUUGGCGUGAGACAAAAGGAAUUGGAAACAGAGUUUGAUAGAUUAAGUCGACUAGCCGAAGAACGACGUCGUGCUCUCGAGGAUACUGUACAUCUGUUUGAAUACAUGCGAGAAAGCGCCGAUCUUGAGCAGUGGAUCAACGAGCAGCUACAAACAGCAAUGAGCGAAGAAUAUGGAGAUGAUUAUGAGCACUUCAAAGAGCUCCAAUCUCGUUUCGAGGAGUUCAAGCAAAGCGUGAGAACUGGUAGUGAACGAUUUGUGUCAUGUGAAGCAGCCGCAAACGCACUGCUGAGGAGAAAUCCCCCAUUCGGACGAGAUAUCUUGAAGAAGCAAGAGAAGUUGCGAUCGGUCUGGACUUUGCUUUUGGACUAUAUUGAGUCGAGAGAGUCAAAAUUAGCUGCUGCUGAAGAACUGCACAGAUUCAACCAAGAUGUUUUGGAGCAUGAAGAGUGGGUCCAUGACAAGAGAUCGAAUAUGUCGAAGGAUAUGGGAAGGAAUAUACAACAGGCCAAGUCGCUGAGUCAAAAACACGAGACGCUCGAAAAGGAAGUUGCAGGGAUGGAGCCACGGUUACAGGUGAGGUGUCGUAUGAUUCAAAAUAAAAUGACCGUUUUACGCUAA